Messenger RNA from Python bivittatus (Burmese python), 1973 nucleotides. It is a transcript of the gene MYCN, whose product is annotated as MYCN proto-oncogene, bHLH transcription factor. Lineage: Eukaryota; Metazoa; Chordata; Lepidosauria; Squamata; Pythonidae. The record is from RefSeq and is a predicted model, not a curated record. Gene Ontology annotation, biological process: regulation of DNA-templated transcription. Gene Ontology annotation, molecular function: protein dimerization activity; DNA-binding transcription factor activity.
AAGAAACUUCCUCUUUACUUUGCUGGAAUAGCCAGCAGGCUUUUCUGCAGGGCAAAUGCUGGAGGAAUAUUUUUCUGCAUCUCUGAAGGCUCUGUACCCCUCUGUAGGAAGAGGGUGUGCCCAGGAACAAGGCUUGUGCCUUCCUUUCCCAACAGCCCCCUUAAGAUUUUUCUGCAUUUUCUUUCUUAGAAGGGAGUAAGUAAGUUCUGCUAGGAAGGGGCGUCUUUUCUCACCCAGUGGAAAACAAACCUGACAUUUCUCUCUUCAGUUGUAAUAUCCUAAUUAAGGAUCCCUGUUGAAGCGACCGGCGGAGAUGCCAGGGAUGGUCAGUAAAAAUUCUGAUCUUGAAUUUGACUCUUUGCAGCCCUGUUUCUAUCCAGACGAAGAUGAUUUUUAUUUGUGCGGUCCGGACUCGGCUCCUCCAGGGGAGGAUAUCUGGAAAAAGUUUGAGCUGCUACCUACACCUCCUCUGUCUCCGAGUCCGGCGGGUCUGCAGGAGAACCCCCCAGGAGGAGCCCCCGUGUCCUGGGGAGGAACAGUUCUGGGGGGAUACCGGACCAGCGACCCUCUGGACUGGGCAUCGGAGUUGCUGCUGCUGCCCCCAGAAGCUGAUCUGUGGGACAGCGGCGAUGGAGGGGAUUCCUUUGAGACGGGUUUGGGUGAAAGCAGCAACCUCAAUUCCAUCAUUAUUCAGGACUGUAUGUGGAGCGGCUUUGGGACCAGUGAAAAGCUGGAAAGGGCAGUAACCGAGAAGCCACAGAGUAAAGGAGGAACAGCUGUAGCGCCUGCCACAGCUGGGUCUGCCACCCCCCCAGCUGCCCUCCCCUCCAAAGGCAGCCCUGGAAACAAUAGCGGCAGCCAAGCAGAGCUCAACAACUCCGUGUCUGAGUGCGUGGAUCCCGCCGUGGUUUUCCCUUUCCCCGUUAAGAAGCGAGACCUCCCGGUCCCAGCCUCCUCGGGAGGAGGAGUGGCAGGGGCCCGGGUGAGCGUGAACUGCAGCAGUGGCCUUGCUCAAGGGGUGGCCCUGCCUGCACCCCGAAGCAGCCACCACCCGAGUAUGACUAGUGACAGCCGGGCCAACAACAGUUCAGGAGACGACACACUCAGUGAUUCUGAUGAAGAUGAGGAAGAAGAGGAUGAUGAGGAAGAAAUUGACGUGGUCACAGUGGAAAAGAGGCGCUCCUCCUCCUACAAAGCUAUAACCACCCUGACUGUUGCAAUGCGCCCCAAGAAUGGCGCUCCCUUUGCCUCGGUGAGAACUCAGCCCAACGAAGUCAUCCUAAAGCGCUGUGCCCCCAUUCACCAGCAGCACAACUAUGCUGCGCCUUCGCCCUACAUAGAGAGGGAAGAUGUGCCUCCACCCAAAAAGCUAAAAAACGAAGCACCUCGUCCAGCAAAACCAGUGACCCAACCAAGGCCCAAGAGUUCCAGUCCUCGCAACUCCGAUUCAGAAGACAGCGAGCGUCGACGAAACCACAACAUUUUGGAACGGCAGCGGCGUAACGAUCUGAGGUCAAGUUUUCUGACAUUAAGGGACCACGUGCCCGAACUGGUGAAAAAUGAGAAGGCAGCCAAAGUGGUCAUCUUGAAAAAAGCCACUGAGUAUGUCCAUUCCCUGCAGGCUGAGGAGCACAAGCUGUUGUUGGAAAAGGAAAAACUGCAAAUCAGGCAACAGCAGUUGAUGAAAAAAUUAGAACAUAUGCAGACUUGCUAAUUUGGGGGAGGAAAAAAAACCUUACCUUUAUAUCUAUAUCUAUAUCUAUAUCUAUAUAUUUGUCUGAUCUGGACAACUAUUGCCACUUUGCACAUUUUUGAUUCCUUAAAGAGAGCUAUGUUUUUUUGACGUUAAGAAUGUUGGUUUUAUUUUCAAUCCCAUCUCUUACAUAGAUGACACAACAUUGUUAUCUGAAGGGAGAUCAGAUGGAUGUUCUUCUCUGGAAUUGAAGAGACUGCCAAACCAUGGCGGAAUGGCU